Vitis riparia (riverbank grape) is the source of this 1991-nucleotide messenger RNA. RefSeq lists its product as uncharacterized. The record is from RefSeq and is a predicted model, not a curated record. NCBI's taxonomy places the organism in Eukaryota, Viridiplantae, Streptophyta, Magnoliopsida, Vitales, Vitaceae. The coding region runs from base 1117 to 1686 and encodes 189 amino acids. The transcript has a single exon.
UUGGUAUCCAAUGUGUCAAGAUGUACAAAUAAAAAAAAAAUCAUGUUUUGACAUGAAAUGGAUAUAUCCAUAUAUCUCUUACUCAUAUUUAUGAGAUGAUAAAAUAUGGCAAAACCUAUACCAAGAAUUGGUUCACAAGGAAUUUGAUCUUAACGAAAGUGACACAUCCUAUUAGAUGCUUCUGUAGUUUCAGAUUUCUAGAGAUGAAGUCAAAAGUAUGAAGGUUAGGUAGAGUUUGGUAAAAUUAGAUAGAAUAUGGUAGAAACCAUAAAUCUCCGAAUUAAAAUUUACCCUGAAACACACGUUUGUCAAUUUCUGGACUAGGAGGCAUGAUAUGAACUGAAAAUUAGGUUGAAAUGUUGGGUGAUCAUAUGAUGUUAUUGACCUUCUUAUGAUGCUUCCCAAGGCAAAAAGGCUUGUUUUAGAAGAAAUCUGAUUACAAUAGUAACAGUAAGCAUUAUCUUAUUAUCUUUGGGCUUGUAAUUUCGGCGAAGAUUCUGCCUUGUUUACCUCUUCGAGUUGCUCACUUGAUUCAAAAAAAGCCAGGUCUCUUGGCCCCAGCUAUAGACACCUUAGCUUUACCUUGCUUAGCCCCUGGUCUCCUGACAAAACUGCCCUUUUCCUCCUUUUCUAAAUUCAGUGUCGCCGCAAUUUCAAAAAAUUUAAGCGGGCCCUCCCAAAUUGGAGUUUGCUUGGUUGUUGGAAUUUGUAAAACCAAUUCCUUCACUUUUUGCUUCAUAUUUUGUUUAUUUUCUUUUGCUGCAAUCAUUGUUUGAAUUUUUUUUCUACUAUUCAUUCAUACUAAAUGUUGCAUAUUAUAUUCCAUAUGCUCAGUAUGUGCAUGCACCUCUUUAAUUAUUGUCAAAUUGGAUCCUGAAAUUACCAUAUUUAAUUGUCUAAGCAGUCAGGAGAAUUUCUAAGAUUUUGGAUCACUUUUUCAUGGGCUGUUCCUGGAACCAAACAAGUCUGUCCUUAUCCACUUGAGCCCAUCCAGACGCACAAAACCAGCAAAGUGGAUGGCACUUGCAUUAAAUUACCAAAAAUCCAGUGGCAAACUGGUAAUCAAAACCCUUUAUAAAUGCAUAUGGACAAGACCCCCCAGGAACCCCUCUCAAAAUGGUUGGCCCAUCUCAUCUCAAAGCCCCCCACUCCUUCCAUGUUUUCUCAAUGAAGUCACCAUCUUCAACCUUUCAACAAUCCAUGAAACUCAAAACCCUAAUCCACACCCUGAUCUUCUCUCACCUCUGCCGCAUAGCCCGAGCUCUUGCCAGAGCAAAGUCCAUUCUCAUCGAUGUCCUCAAGGAAAACCACCUCAUGCACAUGAAGAAGAAGAAACAGAAGAAAAUAUUUGGAUCAAUCAGGCUGCACUACAACUGGUGUUCUUCGCAUGUUAUGCCUGUGUCCACACCAGUUCUUGAUGGGUUUUCAACAAGCCAUUUGUACUAUGAUUCCACGUGGAAUUCUAUCAUCCCACCUGAGUGUGAGGACAUGGCCGAGAGGCAGCUAUCUGGGUACCUCCAUUGGCUAGAGGAGAAGAAGGUGCACGAUAACUCCACAGUGGAGCCAGACAUGAAUGAGAUUGAUAAACUUGCUGAUAUGUUCAUUGCAAACUGCCAUGAGAAGUUCAGGUUGGAGAAGCAAGAGUCAUAUAGGAGAUUCCAGGAAAUGCUAGCUAGAAGCAUGUGAGGGCGUUCGAUUAUUAUUAUUAUUUUUUUCUUUUCUCCUUUCACUUUCCCAUUCUUCUGUGUUUUUACAUUGGUAGGGUGAGGAAAGUUCAGUCAUUGAGUGGGUUGAGGUUUCUUCUUGUUCUUCUCUCUUACUUCAUUUCCAUGUCUUCUUUAUCCUUUUGGAUCAUGGGGUUGUUUGGAGAAUUGUACAUGAUGGGGUUUGGGGAUUUGUGCAAUUCUUCUCUUGAAAUUAUCUCAGCUUCAACUCUGCAACUUCCAGGUUUAUAUGAGUUCAAUUGAAUCUGGGCUUUAUCACUGAAAUUA